AAGACACAAAACACAUAGGGCGCAAUUCGAUCAGCUCUGCAGACUCGCUGUACGAGAAAUAUCUUGAACAGAUUAGAGAAAGGAUAUCAGAAAAUGAGCAUUAUUGACUUCUACUGCAUGCCGGGUUCGCCACCGUGCGCCUUUCUGGACCUGACAGGCGCCAUGCUCGGCAUCGACCACAGGUUCAGAUACCACUCCAAGGAGUUUAGGCGAAGCGAAACACUUGAGGAGGAUUUCAUCAAGAUCAACCCUCAACACACCGUACCGGUUAUCAUUGAUGAGGGGUUCACGCUGUGGGAGUCGCGCGCAAUCUGCAAGUAUCUCGUAGCGAAAUACGGCAAGGAGGAGCACAAGAAUUUGUACCCCGCGGACAUCAAGACCCGCGCCAUCAUAGACCAGAGACUCGACUUUGAUCUUGGCAUACUGUAUGCCAGAUUCUAUGAAUAUUAUUACUGGCAAUUGAUUGACGGGUCUCCAUUGAGCGAGGUCAGGUUUAAGUUGUUGCAAGAGGCGCUCGGUUUCCUCAACAGUUUCCUGGAGGGCAACAAGUUUGCUGUAGGAUCUAAUAUGACUUUAGCGGACCUGAACAUCCUCGUUUCCAUAGAGACGAUGAGGAUCUCUGGCAUCGGCGUCGAGCAGUACCCUAACAUAGUCAGGUGGUUCGAACUUGUGAAAAGUAUGACGCCAAAGUUUGAAAAGAUCAUGAAGCCAUAUCGUAAACAUCACAACGAUGUUGUAGAUCAUUACUUAGAGGCCACCGUUUUCCAACGUAACCAAAAGAUUAUAAGUGAUUUAGCUACAUCAGACAAAAAUUAAAACUAGAAUAGUCACAUUUGGUUGCUGGUAUCGUCUGCCACUAGUUACAUUCAUACAUACAAUCUGUAUCAUCUAUAGAAAAUAAGAAAAUCGGAUCGCUUUUGUUAAUACUACUUAUGUAUAGUCGAAGCUGGAGCCUUUUUAACAAGAAAAAUAUCGCGGUAGCAUGGACUCUUUUUUAUCUAGAUUCCAUUGUCUCCUACAUUAAAGCAACUUUAAAUUAAAAUGUUUGAGUUAUAUUGUAGAUAUUUCAAGUGAGUUUUGUGAAAGAGCUCACGAUGUGCCGAUAACUUUAUAAAGAAUAUUGUAGUGUAUGCGUAAACGUAGCGUUGUUUGUUUCGAGCGUAAAAGCCAUAAAUACAUGCCGGAAAGAGGGGGGGUCAGUCGAAGACAGGCCUUUGGACCAGCAGCACGUGUCGGUACGUCAACGAGCCAAAUAUAACGCAACGAAUGCUAUAAAUAUGGUUUUAUAUAUUUGAAGUAAAUGAUUAAAUAAAUACUUUUAAAC
Messenger RNA from Papilio xuthus (Asian swallowtail), 1324 nucleotides. Its product is annotated as glutathione S-transferase 1, isoform C. The transcript is spliced from 5 exons. The record is from RefSeq and is a predicted model, not a curated record. Bases 94 to 816 code for a protein of 240 amino acids. Gene Ontology annotation, molecular function: glutathione transferase activity. Lineage: Eukaryota; Metazoa; Arthropoda; Insecta; Lepidoptera; Papilionidae. Gene Ontology annotation, biological process: glutathione metabolic process.